Molecule: messenger RNA, 2969 nt
Organism: Acanthoscelides obtectus
Lineage: Eukaryota; Metazoa; Arthropoda; Insecta; Coleoptera; Chrysomelidae
Source: the annotation of a GenBank genome assembly
AGUGUUGUAUACAAAAACACAAUGCCCAUCCAUGUUUCAGAUGGAACGCCAGGGCAAACAGGCAUUGGAACAGCAAUCUUCAAAAGAGAGAGAAAAACUGACCAUCAACAAACGUUGGACGAAGCGCGAAGAAGCGGAUUUCUUCAGAGUGGUAUCUUCAUACGGUGUUAUCUACUACCGCAAGAAAAAAGCCUACGAUUGGACGAGGUUCAAACAGUUGGCAAAGCUGGAGAAGAAGUCAGAUGAAGAACUGACGGAGUACUACAAGAACUUCGUCAUUAUGUGCAAAAAGCAGACGGGGAUGAAUGUAGACGAGAGCAGCUACGACAACACGAUCGAGCAUAUUGUUGAAGAAAAGGCCAGAAGGACGUUAGAGAGAUUAGAACUUUUGUCUAGAAUCAGAGAGGAAGUAUUGACCCAUCCAAAACUCGACGAGAGGUUAAGAGUAUGCUUGGUGUCUGCAGAUAUGCCAGACUGGUGGAUACCUGGAAAGCAUGAUAAGGAUCUACUCUUGGGAGUUGCCAAACAUGGCUUGGGCCGAACGGAUUAUUAUCUCUUGAACGACCCAGAUCUGUCAUUCCACGAAGUACUUAGGAAAAAAGUUCGUUCUAAUUCUCUGGACAGCAAGGAGGCUAUAAAAUUGGAAAGUCACGAGGACAUUCUCAAAUUUGACAAAGAUGAAAUCCUUGUAAAACUAGAGAAAGGCGAGGGGACUUUAAAGAUAGAAAAGGUUGCUGUGAAAAAAGAAACUCUGGAAGAGAAGAAAUCCGGGGACGAAGAUAAAGUGAAUCUCACCUUAGUGAAGGGUGACAAAUGCGAAACCAAAGAGCAGCUAGACGAAACAGUCGGUAUCUCUGAACAAAAAGAUGAGGAAGAUAAAGAACCUGUAAAGGAGGGCGACGAAGACAAAGAAUCAAUGAAAAAAGAGUCAGACACCAAAUCCGAAUCAGAGAAAUUCGAGUCUGACACUGAAUCGAAGAAGUCUGAAGUUGAAGAUCUAUGCAAGACGAAGGUGGAGAAGUCGAAAUCCCCGCCACCGAAAACGCCAUCUACAGACCCUGAAACAGACCUGUGUUCAAAGCAGGCCGCCGAGCUGAAGGCGAUGUUUCCAGACUUAGAGGUGAUCCAGCCGCUUUCACGGCUCUCCCAGGUAGACACGUUCGUCCUAAGGGAUAAACAAGCCAGUGGAGCAUUGGACUUUAGCGAAACCACCGUGGCUCAAUUGUUCAACAACGCUGUCAAGUGGCCUAAAGAGUAUGCUAUCCAGUAAACUAUGGCGUCUUUACCAAGCGAUAAUGAAGAUGAGAAUCUGAGCGAUUCUGACGAUGAUUAUGUGCCGUCCAAGCCAGGCUCAGAUAACUCCACAAGUAGUGACAGUGAAGACGAUUCAGAAGAUGACCAACCACUGAGCAAUUUUUUUGCAAAGGGGACACCAAAAUAUCAGUGGAAUAAAGUUAGUGUUUCUUUGGCGCCAUAUACGUCACAAAACCUAGACGACGAGCCUGAAAUAGGAAGACCCAUACAUUAUUUUCAGUUAUUUUUCUCAGAUGAGCUAUUAGAUCAAAUUGUAGAACAAACUAAUUUAUACGCUUGCCAAGUUGACCCGAAUAGACCACUCAACCUUGCUCGAUCUGAAUUAGAAGUCUUCUUAGGAACUGUUGUUUAUAUGUCGAUUCCUGGUUUACCGAGACAUAGACUUUAUUGGAGUUCUGCCACCAGAGUUUCACAGGCAGCCGACUCCAUGUCCAGAAAGCGGUGGGAACAAAUAAAGAAAAACCUUCAUUUCAAUAAUAAUGAGAACCUACCAAAAGAUCGAAAUGAUGUCAAUAGAGACAAGCUGUUCAAACUUAGACCCUUCCUGGAUAAUUUACAGCAAAACUUCGCAAAUCAAGUAAAACCUGAAAAACUCUGCGUGGAUGAACAAACAGUUCCAUUCAAAGGACGCUCUUCCCUAAAGCAAUAUAAUAUAAUCCCAAAAACCCAAUAAAUAAAAUUUUUAUUGCAUGCGACAAAGAUGGCCUUAUCCACAAUUUUGAGGUUUACACCGGAAAAAUACUACCAGUACCUGGGAAAGACGACAUAGGGGCAAGUGGAAACAUAGUCCUACGACUAGCAGCAGUUAUUCCCAAGCACAAAAAUCAUUUUUUGUUUUUUGAUAAUUGGUUUACUUCUCUGAAGCUUCUAACUACAGUAUACAAAGAUGGAAUCUACAGUUUGGGAACUGUAAGGCAAGAUAGAAUUCAUGGCCUUACGUUUUCAAGCGAUAAUAUUAUGGAAAAAAAAGGCCGAGGCACUUACGAGGAGUAAGAAGCUACCAUAGAAGAUGUAAAAAUAUUUGCGCUUAAAUGGUUUGAUAAUAAAAGUGUCUGUCUGGCGAGCACUUUUUACCGGUAAGAGAAUAUAAUCUUUUUAUGGGUGGUGUAGAUUUGCUUGCUAGAUGGGCUUAUAUCCUAUUAUAGGAUAACACUAAGAAGUCGAAAAUGGUACUUGAAAAUAUUUUUUCACUUCAUUGACUUGUUAUACUUACUGCCUGGAUUCGCUACAAAGCUGAUAUGCAGAUAGCAGGGUUGGAGAAAAAAGAUAUAUUAGAUUCGCUUGAUUUUCGCGCUGAAGUUGCUGAGGGAUUAUGCCUUUUGAGGACGAGUGAAAAUACACGAAAACGAGGAAGACCAAGUAGAAGUAUUGAAAGAAAUUUUGAAGAAAAAAAGAAAAGGAGCCAAACAAAGCCCAUACCGCAGUUUGACGUGCGAACUGACCAAAUAGGUCACUUCCCUUGUGAAAAAGAACAAAGUCAGAGGCGCAAAAAGCCAGGUUUUGUCGGACUGAAAACAUUUUUUCCUGCAUCAAAUGUAAUGCAUACUUAUGUAUAAAUAAGAAAAGGAACUGUUUUGGUGAAUUUCAUAUUCAAGAUGAUUGACCUUUGUUCCAAAACCGGAACGUUGACUUGUUUUUUUUGCUAAAGAAAAAAU